Messenger RNA from Nymphaea colorata (pocket water lily), 3606 nucleotides. RefSeq names its product transcription factor GTE9-like. Gene Ontology annotation, molecular function: protein binding. The transcript is spliced from 11 exons. The record is from RefSeq and is a predicted model, not a curated record. The coding region runs from base 438 to 2918 and encodes 826 amino acids. Lineage: Eukaryota; Viridiplantae; Streptophyta; Magnoliopsida; Nymphaeales; Nymphaeaceae.
UCCUUCGAUUAUUUUAUAAUUCCCAUACUGCCCCUUCUCUUUCGCUCGUUCGCUCCCUCUCUCGUCUCUCCCUCUCUCUUCCUAAGGAAGAGGGGGAUUUCGGUGGCGCAGAUCCAGGUUUUGGAUUCGAGUUUUUGGAAUCACUUCCUGGUAAUCUCUCGAUUCCUUCCGUUUUACAGGAUUUCGGUUGUUCUUGUUCUUCAGUCUAGGGUUUGGCGGUGGAGGCCGCUUUCGUGACGGUGUCCUUAGGGUUUGGUUUCCUGGUGGCGGUUUGGAUCUUCGUUGGAAGGUUCUUUCGGCGGAAUUAGCAGGUGGGAAUUGUAUUGUAGGUGUUUUUGGCGCUUCGGGCGAGUUGUAUUCGAUUUCUCUGCGGUGUUGGAAUUUCGUGGUAUGAACGGUAUUGAUGUUUCUGAUAUGGUUCAGCUUACGAUUCUUUCAUGGCGUCGUCGGUUUUCAUAGGGGGGAAUGGUGGAAGGUGCAGGGAAUCGUGGGAGUUGCGGGCGGAUUGGGGCAUCACGAUGGGUAAAUCGCGGAAGCCGUUGAGAGGUUACUUGUCGACCUUCGUCCCGGAUUAUAGGCUUGAAACGACGGGCGAAUCUGAUGGCGCUGCUGGAGUUCGCAACAAUGGUGGCCAUUCCGACAGUGGGGGGUUCGGAAGCUCCGGUAGGAUUGAUGCCGAAUUGACGGCUUCGGAGGACUCGUGUGGGCCGGUCAGGAAGUCCAUAAGUUUAAACAUGAAUACCUCCGAUGCUUUCGGCAUCCCUCUGCAAGUUUUGUCGAUCUCGAAAAUGUCGAGAGUAGAGCGGAGGGAGCUGGAGAAGAAGCUUAGGAUGGAGCUAGAGCGGGUUCGAGGCCUCCAGAGGAAGAUAGCUUCACUGAGCUUGAACGGGGUAGCGUUAUCAUCCUCUAGCGACGUCCGUAGUUGGAAAUCUAGUGUGGAAAAAACCGCAGUUGCUCCCUCAGUUAGUGCCAAUGGUAAAGGAAAACCGAACAAGAAGAUUUCUCCUGUAGCUUCGCAAGAACCGUCAUCAGGGAAAGCGGGCCCAGGUCGUGCCUCUGCUGGAAAGAAUGGGGGAGGGUUGAAGCGUGGGCCAUCUGGGAGAUUCGAAUCGUUGAAUGCUGAUGCUAAGAAGGCGAAGUACGAUGAUUUUUCGGUGAUGAAGCAGUGUGAAAAUUUGCUUAAGCGUCUGAUGUCACAUCAGUUUGGCUGGGUAUUUAAUACUCCGGUGGAUGUUGUUAAGCUAAAUCUUCCAGACUAUUUUCACAUCAUCAAGCAUCCGAUGGAUCUAGGAACAAUUAAGACAGCCCUUGCUUCCGGGCGAUAUGCAAGUCCUCAUGCAUUUGCAGCGGAUGUUAGGCUUACAUUCUCCAAUGCAAUGACAUACAACCCACCUGGUAAUGAUGUUCAUUUCAUGGCGGACACUCUCAACAAGUUUUUUGAGGUGAGGUGGAAAGCCAUUCAAAAGAAGAUAUCCACCAAAAAUACUCAGACAUGCAUAAACCAGGCUGCUGCUGAGGUAGUUACCUCGGAACCGGUUGGCUUGGAGAAAAUGAAUCGGCAGAUGGAAGGGGAUAGAUUGUCACAAAAGAAGAAGAAAAUCUAUGAGGUGAAAGAUAAGGUCGAAACAGAAAGCAACAAGCGUGUUAUGACUGAUGAAGAGAAGCAGAAGCUUAGCACAGAUUUGGAAAAUUUGACCGGCGAUAUGCUGGAGCGAGUGGUUGAUUUAUUAAGGAAACAUAGUCAAAACAUGAAUCAGGGCAAUGAGGAUGAAAUAGAGAUUGAUAUUGAUUCUCUGAGUGAUGAUGUUUUGUUUACAUUGCGUAAGCUUUUGGAUGGUUAUCUGAAGGAGAAACAACAAGUGCAUCCUCAGAAUAAGGCGGAGCAGCAUGAUGUUGAACCCAUUGUGGAGAUUGUAAAUGAGUCUGGGCAUAGCCGUUCUUUGGUACAACCCUCCAAAGGAAAUGAACCUGCGGAAGAGGAUGUGGAUAUUGGUGGAAAUGAUCUUCCUGUUUCAAGCUACCCUCCUGUUGAAAUUGAAAAGGACAUGGUGCCACGUAAUAGCAAGUGUAGUAGCCCUAGCAGCUCCAGCAGUGAAUCUGGAUCUUCCAGUGAUUUGGAUUCUGGAAGUUCUUCGGGAAGUGAAUCAGAUGGAGCCAAAGCUGUAUCCCCUGCAAUAGCUGUUAAGGAAACAAUACGUUCUGGGCCAUCUUUGGAUGAGACAGGAAGUGGAAAACCUCCAACUGAUGACGAAAGUCGUCCUGUUAGUGAAUUGGGGGAACUUGAGCAAUAUUCACAAUCUAAGGCUGUCUCAAGUGGAGCUGACAGUCACCAUCAGGGGGAGAAUCUUCCUCCUGCAAGACAGGUCUCCCCGAAAAAGCUUUAUCGAGCAGCUCUGUUGAGGAGCCGUUUCGCUGACACAAUUCUUAAAGCUCGUGAGAAGGCAUUGGACCAGGGUGAGAAGGGAGACCCAGAGAAAUUGCAACGUGAGCGAGAAGAGCUUGAAAGGCAACAACGGGAAGAAAAGGCUCGUAUACAGGCAGAAGCAAAAGCUGCAGAGCAUGCCCAAAGACAGGCUGAGGCUGUUGCUGCUGCUGAACUUAAGAAAAAAAGGGAGCUAGAGCGUGAGGCUGCACGACUUGCCUUACAAAAGAUGGAGAAGACUGUUGAGAUUGAUGAGAACUGCCAGUUACUCAAAGAUUUGGAAAUGCUCCAGUCUGCCUCUUUGCCAGAGCAUUUACCAAGCUCUGUUGAUGAAACUAGUCCCGAGCACUGCGAAGACAAUAUGGCUGCAGCGUUCAUGCUUGGUGGAAGUAACCCUCUUGAGCAACUUGGGUUAUUCAGGAAAGAUGAUGAUGAUGAGGAGGAUGAUGGUCCGCCUGAUGUUACUGGCGAUGUUGAAGAAGGAGAAAUUGACUGAAGGGGACCGCCAUAGCUUGGUUCUUUUUCAUUUCUGGGGCUUCUAGUGAUGUUUCAGGCGCAUGCAUCGUCUUCAAAAGACAAAAAGUGCUGUCGCGGAAAAAGAUGGAGAAGAGCCAAGCUCCUGGUGUAUCAUGCAACACUGAUUUUCUCACAUUGGCAGGAGAUUUUCCUUCGCACUUGUCUCUGGAAAAGAAUAAUUAGGAGAAUGGAGAGUCUUGGGCAGUUUCUUGAAGCUGGGAGUUGUGUAGAUACAAUUUUGUAUCCCAGAACUGUUGCAAGUUUCUCCAGAGCAUGUAACUAUCAUCUCUUUGCUGAAGCACAUUGGCAUUGAAAUUUCUGCCACGGAGUCCUGGUGCUCAUCUUUGGUUAAUUGUCUAGCGCAUUUACAUUUUUGGUACAAUACCAUGAAAGUGAGGGGGAUUUUUGUUUGCAACAUCGAAAAGUCGAAAACUGCCGCAUUUGGCGGCUGAAAUUUUCUGGAUAUACCAAGGUAAAGAAGCCAGAAGAUGAAAAAGGACUUGAUGUGGUCGUCUUCCACGUUACCAACCUGUUGGAGGAAGAGAUUGAGGUGUAAAGCUUAUGUUUUUUUGGUUUUUCACUAUUGUCUCGUGCCUCCAUCUUAUUGUAAGUUAGCAUUUGUGCAGUAAUAUGAAUGCAUCUAAUGCAGCCUAAUUCUUUUAGUGAAA